CAAUCGACUGCCGACUUGUCAAUAUACUUAUCUUCGGUGUAAACAAAAUUCAAUUGAUAUAUUAUAUUAUACAAAUUUUUUUUAAUGUUCAUCAUUAUAACUUAUAACACCAAUAAAUUGAAGAAGUCGCUUUGAAUUACUUUACUAUUAUGUGAAUUUACCGUCGGGAGUCGGGAAAUUGAUUAUCUCCGAUCUUAUUAGUGCGUAGUGUCCGUUGUAGAUGUGGUAGGUGGGCUGUCGGUGUAUACCAGGCUCACAAACUGCUUUAUCGAUGGAGGAUCCGAUAGAUCCGACCGCAUUUGGCGACAUCAAGAGACCUGAUCAAGUUGUGACUAUGGCUGCCACUGAUAAUUUGAAGUUCGGUGUGCUUAUCGGGCUAGUUGAGGUGGGCCAGGUCACCAACAAGGAGGUGGUGAACACCGUACUUCACCUGGUAAGUGUCUUAAGUUAGCAAAUCAACAAAAACAGAAAUCAUCAGUCAUAUUUUGGGUAAUCUAAACCAAAUUUUGCUAUAAUUAUCAUAGACAUAACAAUUAAAGUAUGUAAUACCAUAAUGGUAUAAUAGAAAAAUAAUCUGUCUUAAAAGUUAUAUACCUCAAGAUAAUGUAGAUAUACUUUUAUAAAAUAUGUAUUAGUGUUAGUUACUUGCAUUUUAACUUAUAUUAAUUGAGUUUCUGAUUAUAU
Molecule: messenger RNA, 684 nt
Organism: Myzus persicae (green peach aphid)
Lineage: Eukaryota; Metazoa; Arthropoda; Insecta; Hemiptera; Aphididae
Product: neurobeachin-like
Exons: 2
Coding region: 272-451 (59 amino acids)
Source: RefSeq, a predicted model, not a curated record